AUGAGUCUUAAAGAGUUGAAAGUCAAGGCGUUGAGCCCAGAUUCUCAGCUGAGCGGAAGAUCUCACGAGGAGGAGAGACGGUCAGGGGAAGGGAUCCUGAUCUUGGGGCUGCUCUUGGCUACCCCCAGUUGUCUUGGCUACUAUGAGGACCUGGCCAAGUGCUUUCAGGACCCCGAAUACGAGUCCAUCCUUGUUACGGCCCAGGAGGGGCUCCACACCUCCCCGCUGUCCAAGCGUGUGGUGGUGGUGGGAGCCGGCAUGUCCGGCCUGGCGGCGGCCAAGACCCUCCAGGAUGCUGGCCACCAGGUGACCAUCCUGGAAGCCAGCGACCACAUCGGGGGGAGAGUGUUUACAUUCAGGAACGAGGAGGAGGGCUGGUACUAUGAUCUGGGCCCCAUGCGGAUCCCCAAGUCCCACAGGCUGGUCCACACCUUUGUCAAGAAGCUGGGCCUGAAGCUGAACAAGUUCAUCCAGUACGACGGCAACACCUGGUUUCUCAUCAGAGGACAGCGCCACCGUGCCAGGGAGGUCAAGGCCAACCCACAGCUCCUGGGCUACUCCCUGAACUCCAGGGAGAUGGGCAAGAGUGCCACGAAUCUCUUCUACCAGGCCAUUGCCAAGCUCAAGCAAAGUCUGAAAAACGUCAACUGCAGCCACCUGAUAUCCUUAUAUGAUUCUUACUCCACCAAGGCUUACCUGCUGAAGGAAGGGCAGCUGAGCCAGGGAGCAGUGGACAUGAUUGGGGAUGUGAUGAACGAGGAUGCUGGGUACUACAAGUCCCUCCUGGAGUCCCUGCGGAUGGACAUCAUCUUCUCCAAAAGUGACAGCUUCUCAGAGAUCACCGGCGGCUUUGACCAGCUCCCCCAAGCCCUCAGUGCCAGCCUAAAGCCUGGCACCAUCCGUCUGGGCGCCAAGGUAGAGGUGGUAGACAGGGAUGGGCCUGAGGUCCAGAUUUCCUACCGGAGGGACGAGCCCAACCCAAGCCUGCACACCCUCACCGCGGACUUUGUGGUCAUCUCCGCCUCCGCCAAGGCCACGCGCCUCAUCACCUUCAAGCCUCCGCUCUCCCAGCCCAAGAUGCACGGGCUGCGCUCGGUGCAUUACACCAGCGCUACCAAGGUGGUCCUGGCCUGUAACGAGUCCUUCUGGGAGCGGGAUGGCAUCCAGGGCGGCUUCUCCAUCACCGACCGGCCCUCGCGCUACAUCUACUAUCCCAGCCACCGCGACCCCAGCGGCAAGGGCGUCCUGCUGGCCUCCUACACGGUGGACGACGACUCCCUCUUCUUCCUGUCCAUGAAGCACGAGCAGGUGGUGGACGUAAUCCUGGAGGACCUGGCGGCGGUGCACCAGAUACCCAAGGAGGAGCUGCGAGGCAUGUGUCCGUCCGCGGUGAUCAAGCACUGGGUCCUGGACCCCCACACCAUGGGCGCCUUCGCUGAGUUCACCCCCUAUCAGUUUGCUGACUAUUCCAGGCAGCUCUUCCAGCCAGAGGGCCGUGUCCACUUUGCCGGCGAGCACACCUGCCUGCCUCAUGCCUGGCUAGACACCGCCAUCAAAUCUGGCCUGCGGGCAGCCAUAAGCAUCCAGGCGGCUGUGGACCAGGAGGCUGUGGGGAGACAGAGACCUACACCAACACCCACAAUCCUUUCUAAAGCCCUGGAGCAAAACCCCUGA
Messenger RNA from Condylura cristata (star-nosed mole), 1674 nucleotides. RefSeq names its product L-amino-acid oxidase-like. Gene Ontology annotation, molecular function: polyamine oxidase activity; L-amino-acid oxidase activity. Gene Ontology annotation, biological process: amino acid catabolic process. The record is from RefSeq and is a predicted model, not a curated record. Lineage: Eukaryota; Metazoa; Chordata; Mammalia; Eulipotyphla; Talpidae. Bases 1 to 1674 code for a protein of 557 amino acids. The transcript is spliced from 8 exons.